AACUCCAGCAAAUAACGAAUAAUCAAAGGGCAUCUCCACAAAUUCAACAAAGUUGAAUUUGAAUUUGAGCGGGCCAAUAUCCUAUUCCAUUUCCUUCCCUACUCGGCUACUCCAACGUGAUUUGACUGACGCAUCGCCUUCUUCUUCUGACACGAUCACACUCUCUUUUAUGAUCUAACCUUCAAAAUCUCACAUCUUCAAACCAAACCUUCUUCUUCUUCAAUCUCCAUGAACUAAAAGCCUAUCUCACUGAACAAACCACCGGAAUGUUUAAAGAUACCUCGGCUUCUUCUAGGACCUUCCUUCGAAGGAACCCCCAAGCGGAACCAAACGAGAACGAAUUUGAAUCAUCCUCGCAGUUGCAGAACCCAAUCAACUAUCCACCUCCUCGUACCCCUUUGAAUUCGAUACCUGACCCUUCUCAGUACGAGAAGGAAGCUCAGGACCCCGAAGCUGAUUCACUCUCCAAAGCCGAAGCUAUUCGGCUGGGUCGGCGUUACUCUGAGAGGUUCGGGAACUGGAGCAGCGUCUGCCUCAGCUCCGGGACGACAAGGGCUUCGGCUCGGCUCGGGAAGUCGAAUUCGGAGCCGAACUCUGCGCAGAGCACGCCAGCAAGGAAUGCUUCAAGCUCGAGGGUUUCGCUUGGUGGAGGAAGCAAAGGAAGAGGAGUGAGUUCGUGUGCGUUGAUGAGAGGGAUCUCAGCUGCCAAUGUUACCGAAUUGUGUACUGAAGUUCCGCAUUUUGAGCUCAAAGAUGAUCCUUCAUUUUGGAUGGAUCAUAAUGUGCAGGUUCUGAUAAGAAUUCGACCGUUGAGUGCUGCGGAGAAGAUUGUGCAAGGACAUGGAAGGUGCUUGAAGCAGGAAAGUGCGCAAACUUUGGUGUGGCUUGGUCACCCGGAGACCAGAUUCACCUUCGAUCAUGUAGGGUGUGAGACUUUAUCCCAGGAAAACCUUUUUAGAGUUGCAGGAGUGUCAAUGGUGGAGAAUUGCUUGUCUGGUUACAACAGUUGUAUCUUUGCCUAUGGUCAGACAGGUAGUGGCAAGACAUAUACCAUGAUGGGUGAGAUUAAAGAAACAGACGGGAAUCUUACCGAUGAUAGUGGGAUAACACCAAGAGUUUUUGAUUAUUUAUUUACAAGGAUCAAAGCGGAAGAAGAGAGCAUGAGGGAAUAUAAGAUGAAGUACAGUUGCAAGUGUUCCUUCUUGGAGAUAUACAAUGAGCAAAUAACAGAUCUUUUGGAGCCUUCCUCAACUAAUCUGCAGCUCAGAGAAGAUAUGAAGAAGGGUGUAUAUGUAGAAAACCUUACUGAACAUAGUGUUGAAACUGUUAAUGAUGUUCUCCGUCUCUUGAUACAGGGUGCUGCAAGCAGAAAAGUGGCUACAACUCGUAUGAAUUGUGAGAGCAGUAGGUCUCACAGUGUUUUCACUUGCAUUAUUGAAAGCAGAUGGGAGAAAGAUUCUAUGAUGCACUUUAGGUUUGCAAGGUUAAAUUUAGUAGAUCUGGCUGGUUCUGAAAGGCAGAAAAGCUCAGGAGCAGAUAGUGAACGUUUGAAAGAAGCUGCAAAUAUAAACAAAUCCUUGUCAACUCUUGGGUUGGUCAUAAUGUCUUUGGUGGACUUAGCACAUGGGAAGCCAAGACAUGUCCCCUACAGAGAUUCAAGGCUUACAUUUCUUCUUCAGGAUUCUUUAGGUGGGAACUCAAAAACAAUGAUCAUUGCAAAUGUCAGCCCAUCCAUUUGCUCUGCUCAUGAAACGCUAAGUACUCUGAAGUUUGCCCAGCGAGCCAAGCUCAUUCAAAACAAUGCAAAAGUGAACGAAGAUGCUUCUGGUGACAUAAAUGCAUUGCAGUGGCAAAUUCAGCAGUUGAAGAGUCAAUUGUCCCUUCUGAUGAAAAAUAAAAACUUUCAAACUCCACUAUCAAAUUUGGAGCCAAAUUCCAAAAGCUGCAGUCUGAGUGAAAGUUCAGAAGGAUAUGAUUCUUUGGGAAAAUGUGCGACAGCUGGCCAGAAGAUGCUUCUUUCAAACAAAGAGAUUAAAAGCAUGAAAGCUGCUUUGGUUGGAGCCUUGAGGAGAGAAAAAAACGCAGAAGCUGCAGUCCAGAAUUUAAAGGCUGAAAUUGAAUGCUUGAACUCCUUGGCUCGACAAAGGGAAGAGGACGCCCGGCAGAGUUUAGUAAUGCUGAGGCAUUGUGAGGAGAAGAUUAAAAACCUUGAACUACUGGUAGAUGAUAAACUGUCAGCUGAGAAAUAUCUCAUAGAGGAAAACAAGGCCUUAAAGGAGAGGAUCCAGUUGCUUCAAGAGAGUGUUGAUAGAAACACAGAAGCAAGUCGACUUGCUUUGGAAAAUGACAGACUUCUCCAACAACUCCAACAAUUUAAAAGCUUCUAUGAGCAUGGAGAGAGAGAAAGAUUGCUGGCUGAACUCUCUGAAUUGCGUGAUCAGCUCCUUAUUGCAAAUCAAGAACAAACUAUGUUUUUCAUCAAUAAUGAAAAUCAGGACACUGAUAUUGAACAAGAGGUAGAUUAUUGCUGGAACAUGAAUUCCAAGUUGCUUAGGGAUGUAGAUAAAUUACAAACUGAACUUGGAAAGUAUUGGAGCUGUAAUCAAUUAAAAACUGAUUCUGUUGAAACAAUGUCCAUGAGAAGUGAUUCUGGAGAUGAGAUGCCAGCCUCCGCAUGGGGAGUCGAUUGUGCGACAUCAAAUAUAUCAGAAAGAGAUGCUUUGGGUGUCUCAUUAAUGUUUGCUAAAAGUAAUAAAGUAAACAGCAGCAAAGAGAUGAAAACUAAAUUGCAAAAAAUGUGUAAGGAUCUUGAGGAUGUUAAGUUGCUUAAUGAGCAAUAUAAAGAGAAAUGUGCAUUACAGUUAUCUCAGAAACAGGAGACUGAAAUAGUCUGUCAAGAGGUUGAGAUGGAGACAACCCAAACAAUUCUUCAUUUGCAGGAAGAGGUUUCUAAUCUUCAGUUGGAGUUGGACAAAAGGUUAUGCUCCAUGGCUCAAGAAAAUACAGAGCUAAGAAAUAUGGUUGCGGCGAAAGAAGAAAAAAUUAGAACACUGUCUUUGGAGUGGGAGAAAGCAAUCUUUGAACUGACAACGUUUCUUUUAGAUGGCUCCAGGUCUCUUAAAGAUGCCUGUGGACAAGUGAAAAGUAUUUCUUGUUCAUUUCCUCAGGUCAAUGCUAGGAUUAGUGAACAUAUUGAUCUGGCUGUAAAAAAUUAUCUUGAGAAGGAAGAAACAAUUCUGCAGCUACAAAGUAGUUUGGAAGAGGCACAAAAAGUGGUGUUGGACAUGGAGUUGAAAUUAAGUUCCUUAAAGGAAGCUACUAUAGCCUUAAGUGAAUGUCAACAAGACAGCGUAGAAGGCACCGAAGAGGUAAUUCAGUUAAGAGAGAUGUUGACUGAGAAGGCCAAUAUGGUAUGGAUGCUGGAAAAUGAAAUAAAGUGUAAAAACAAUCAACUUUGUAAAGAAACUAAACGAGCUGAUGCCGUACUCCUUGUAGCCAAAUGGCUUACCGAUAGUUGUAAUGUAGGUCCUGUCAAUGAUGUUGGAAGAGAUAUUUCCAUCCCUGAACUACAUGUGCUUACAGGAGUAGGCAGUUGUACUAUUUCUGAGAAUAAGGAUGUUGUAAUUAUACUAAAUUACCUAAUAGCUCAAGUUGAGUCAGCAAAGUUUGAAGUACUGGAGAUGGAGAAUGCUCUAAGAGCAUUUUUUACCAAUUCAGAAACAGAUACAGUAGCCUUCCAAACUGGUGUCUUAGAUCUUUCUUCUGCUUACAGGGAGGUAAUUCAGGAGUUGGUUAAAGAUACUCAGGACAUCAGGAAAGAAGUAAGGGAUCUGAAGAUGCAUCGAAGAAGUUUCCAGUGUAAUACAGUUGACUCGCAAACUGCAAAUGCAAACAUUUUUCAGGCGUUUACUGAUCAUCAUCACACUCUUCAUCAGAUACAAGACCAAUGUGUAGAUAUGAAUAAAAGAUUGCAUAUUAUACAAAAAUGUAUUAGAACAGAAGAUGUGUCUAGGUUUUUACUGGCAGAUGAAGAUCUUGUAGAUGCUGAUGAAUUGAGUGCUGAUAGCUCUUCAGUCUCUGAGUUGUCAGCUGAAUGCGACAGCAUUGCUUCCACAAGCAAGUCAGAUGGGUCAACAUAUACCUAUGAUUUUUAUUCUCCUGGAAAAGUAGCUGAACAGAUGGUGCGUGUGAAAUCUGAGGGAGGCAUUGUAACUCAAUCUGAUGAUAAAUCAUCAACUAUAAGCAAACUUGUGAAAAGGCCAAUCCAUUGUGGUGCAGCAGUGUCCUCUCUAAGUAAAGAAUUAGAUGCAACACAUGAUAGUUUCCGUAGACUCUAUUUCUGUCUGUCUGCACUCCUUAGAGAAUUGGAUGAUGGAUCAUGUGCUUACCCUAAAGAUCUCAAGAAGGAGGCUUCAUCUUUCCAUUUGAUGAGGCUGAAUGAUGGAGCAACUUGUGAGAACAAGACAGAGGUAUUUAAUUUUGGGAACAUUGAGCCCACUGAUUGCUUCUUAACCAAAUUUAUGGAAGUUCAUGAAACGGUCAAGGAAGCAGAUAUUACACUGCAUGCUUUGACAAAAGCACUUGAAGAUUCAAAACAGUUGACUGCUACAUGGAAGCAGGUUGGUGAAAGUUUGAUGAUUGAGAGAUCAAGCUUGGCAGAAGAGAUUCAAAAACUCAAUUGUUCAAUGCUUCAUAAAGAAGAAGAGAAUCAAUUACUGCAGGAUCACAUCCAUAUCUCUUUGUUAGAGAUGUCAAACUUGGUUUCAAUGCUAAAACAGUGUUUCUUGCAAGUUCAAACUGAUGUUGAGAAGAAACUCAUGAUAAUGUACUCUGAUAUUCUUCUGAUGGGACAGGAGAUGUCAAACUUUAUGAAUUGCCUGAGGUCAUCAUUAGAAGAUAUUUGCCCUCAGGUUGUGGAUGAAAGGUUUGAAUCUUUUGUUCUGUACAACUGCUUGGUGAAAGAGUUUAUAAGUAAAGUUUCCAGAUUUAGUGUAAACAACUAUUUGCAUUCACCCCGUCAAGGUAAUGAGUUCACAGGGAAAAGAGAUCAAAAUCUGUUAAUCAAGAAUAUACCCGACGAGCCAAGUUUUCCCAAUGUUGAGAUAAUAAAUGAGAACAUGGCUCUUAAAAAAGAGUUACAGAGGAAACAAGAGUUAUUAGAGGGUUUACUUUUUGACUUUAGGCUGUUGCAGGAAUCUGCGUCAAACAGUAAGGAUAUAAAGGACCAGACUGAGAAGUUAAUAUUUUCUCUAAGCCAAGUUCGUUAUGAGCUAGGACAAAAAACAAGUCAGCUAGAAGAUAUAUUGGUCCAAAACAGAAAACUGGAAGGUUCUCUUGCUGACACAGAAAAGGCUUUAGCUAAGUCAAAUUAUGAGCUUAGUCUUGCUAAAGAAUCAAUUGACAAACUGUCUGAUCAAAAUGCUGAGCUGAGGGAACUAUUGGGAGAACUCUAUGCAAAGAAAUCUGAAGCUGAAGAGCAAGUGGACGAACAUAAAGAGGUGAUUAAGGGCUUGGAAAAAGAGAUUGCUAAUUUGACCACUUCACUAGAGAAUCAGUCACUUUCUUUGUUUGCUAGCAUUGAGAAUGAAUUAACAAAGGUGAUAAUGGAGAGAGACCAACUACAUGAAGAAGUUUGUAUCUUGAAUGAUAAGCUUGAGAUGGCUUCUUCAUUGGCUGAUGAAAAGGAAGCUAUUGCUAUGGAAGCUCGUCAG
Messenger RNA from Arachis ipaensis, 5711 nucleotides. NCBI's taxonomy places the organism in Eukaryota, Viridiplantae, Streptophyta, Magnoliopsida, Fabales, Fabaceae. The record is from RefSeq and is a predicted model, not a curated record.